Molecule: messenger RNA, 1229 nt
Organism: Blepharisma stoltei
Lineage: Eukaryota; Ciliophora; Heterotrichea; Heterotrichida; Blepharismidae
Source: the annotation of a GenBank genome assembly
AUGGAAGAGAACUCGAAUGAAGUCGAUAUAAGAAACGUAUCUGAAAUUACUCCUUUAGUCAACGACACUCGCCGAGAAUUUCGAAAUGCAAUUGGAGAAGCUGUUUACGUCAGCUAUAUCUCAUCAAAUAGCUUUAUUUUCAUUCUUUUUACCUUAUGCUCUGCCAAAGUAAAUUUAAUUUAGCUUAUUACUUGUGUAACGAUUUUUCACUAUGCUAAAACUGACACUGAUACCCCACUGAACGCUUUUAUUAUUGGAAAUUUAAUAAUUGAUGCUUUAUUUAUGCUUAUUCUUGGGUUGAAAUAUUUAUCUAAUGAAUUCGACUGCUCUAUGACAGUUAAGAAAAAUUUACUUAUCGUGCACAGUAUAGUUGGACUGUAAUCUAUAAUUAGAGGUUAUUUUAUAUGGCUUGUAAUAGGAAACUACUGGUUUUAUACUUGUGAUGGGUGCUUUGACGAUGCUCCUUUGUUAACUUGGCUUGCUUUUAGCUUGAUAUUUUUAGGGUAUAUGUAUUUUUGUAUGCCUGUAUUUUUGUGUAUUGGGAUGUGCAUAUGUUUUCCUAUUACUCUUGUGGUUUUACUAUUAUUAAAAGUAAAAGUACAAAAACAUGCCAGCGAAUCAUUGAUAAAUAAGUUGAAAUCCCAAAAUUUUAGCCCAGAAAAUCAUAUAGGAGAAACUGCAUGUACAAUUUGCUCCUAUGAAUUUGUAGAAGGAGACUCUAUUAUUGUUCUGCCCUGUGAUUCAAGACAUUUCUUCCAUGAAACUUGCUGCAAGCAAUGGCUUACUCCCCCCCCCCCCUCCGUGAGCGAACAAAAAAAAUUUUGUUCGCUCACGGAGGGGGGUUAAUUUUUUUUUUUAAAAAAAUUUAUAUAUAAAUUUUAUAAAAAAUAUUUUUUUCGAAAUUUAAAAAAAUCCUAAUUUGCAAAAAUUGGGAAGCAAAUAUUAAUUUAAUUUGCAAAAUUUAUGUUUUUAAAACGCAAUUUGUUUAAAAUUAAACAGAAUUAGCUCUAGAUUUCAUUAUACUAAUUAUCACUUAUAUAUCAAAAUUUUUUUCCAUUAAAAUUUUUUCUAUUAAAACAAUUUUUGUUCACUCACGGAGGGUGGGUUUUUGGUCAAAAAAUGGCGAUUUUUCUAAUGGUUUUGUUCGCUCACGGAGGGGGGGGGGAGUUAGAAUAAAAUCAGCAUGUCCGUAUUGUCGAAAACAAAUAACUGAAGAUAAUAUUAAUUAG